AUGUCCGACUCCACGCUCUACCUCUACACCUCCCUAACUGCGGGGUCCUCUCACAUCAUCACCGCCACCUCACGGCUCGAAACCAUCCUCAAGGCGAAUAAGAUCCCCUUCCGCGCAAUUGACGUUGCUACCGACGAUGCCGCGAGGAAGCUCUGGGGCCGUCGCUCAAAGGGCAAGAAGCUGCCUGGUCUGGUUAAAUACGGGACUGUUGUCGGCGACCUCGAGCAAAUCGAAGAAUGGAACGAGUACGGCGAGUUGAAGAUGCAGAUUAACAAUGUUGAAGACUUCGACAGUAGCUUGCCUGCCACGAGUACUCCCAUCGCGCCGCUCGCAGAGUCCGCCACCACCACAGCCUCCGCACCCGCCGCCAGACCCCAGCUCCCCACACCCAAGCCCAGCACAAUCAAGAUCCAAGACCCUCCCGAGAAGGAAACACAAAAGGACGACUCCAUCGCCGUCGCGCUCCGUCAAGCCGGCGAACAAGCCGCCGCCAAAGCCAAAGAGUCCACGGCGAUUGCGAAACCAGUCUCAUCCAAACCCGCGGCACCGGCCCCCGAGCCCCAGAUUGCUUCUGUGACCGGAGAACCCAAGGAAGGAAGUGGCCUCCAACCUGUACGUCGCACGUCGGUCGCUCCUGAGGUCCCAGAGUCUGGGUCCCGGCCGCCUUUGGUGCCCGAGUUUGCUGCGGAGUCCUCUGCCAACUUUCGUGCUGAUAAUGCUGAAGCUUUAGGGCUGAUCAACCACCACCGCAACUCGAACAUUGUAGCUGAGUCCAGGGAAGAGGCAGAGAGGCUGGCCAAGGAGCUGCGCAAGUCGAUUUCCGGCGUGGACAACUCCGCCAACCACAAGACCAAUCUGCAGUCGCUCCGUGAUGAAAAGGCGAGACUCGACAGUCAUGAUGCUCUUGAUGAGGCGCUCGAGGCGUGA
Molecule: messenger RNA, 927 nt
Organism: Aspergillus calidoustus
Lineage: Eukaryota; Fungi; Ascomycota; Eurotiomycetes; Eurotiales; Aspergillaceae
Source: the annotation of a GenBank genome assembly